GUCCUGUCUGUUUCUAACUGCGUCAUCGUCGCCGAAUCGAGCGGCUUCAUCACUUCUGAACUGCCUGCGACGCCCACAGUCUGCGUCGCAUCAUCACACUUGCCAGUCCCCCCACUAGGCUCACAAACUCUCCAACCACAGUACAGCGCGCUGCCGUCAUGUGGUUCAUCGGCUGGCCGCUGGGUCUUCUUCUCUCCGCCAUCUCCAGUAUCUUCGGGAUCACGGGGAAACUGCUACUCAAGCUGGCACACAAUGAACGCGACAAGGAAGAGAUGGCAGCAGCGCAACGUGAGCUGCGUAAGAGCCACGGGAGCCCCUCUUUGGCUGUCAAGUCCAAUCUGGGCUGCACGUACUUCUAUUGUGGCCUUUUCUCCAUGCUAGUCAUGAAUCCUGCACUGGGGGCGCUGGCCUAUUGCUUCGCUACACAGUCGCUACUUGCGCCCAUGGCGGGACUCACUAUCGGCUGGAAUACGCUGUUUGGACCAAUUCUAUUGCCCCAUGAACGCCUCACAACUAACGACUUUGUGGGAGCUGUGCUGAUUUUCACGGGUUGUGUACUGGUUGGUGUCUCGGGUACACACGAUAGCCCCCCGCUGCCCGUAGAGCUAGUCGGAUCGAGAUUCAAAUCUUUCUCCUUCAUUCUGUACGCUGUGGUGUUGCUGGCAUUGCUGAGUUUCUUGAUCCAUCAUGCUAAACAUGCGCUACACUUUACCACGACAUCUCGUCGGGCUGGAGUGGAGAGCUCGCCUGUUUCUAGUCCGGAGCAACUUCCGGUGAUCGCACGUGUCUCGUUAAGUGUCUUUGCUGGCGUCAUGAGUGGCCAGCUUUUCUUCCUCGCUGCUGUGAUGCGUAUCGUUCACGAUGACGGAGCGAGUCGCAUCUGGUCGUUUCCAGUGACCUACGUGUGUAUCAUUGGCGCCGUGGGAACAGCGCUGUUUGGGUUGUAUUUACUUAACGAGGCGCUGGCUGUUGAAGACGCAGUUGUGGUGAUUUAUCUGUACGAAGCGAGUUAUAUCAUGUCUGGUGCUAUCUCGGGACUCUGCUUCUUUAGGGACAUGAAGCACCUGCCUACCUGGCAUUAUGUGCUCUAUUCGCUCAGUCUUGUGCUUAUCCUGUUGGGGAUCUACAUUGUGGCUAAACGGUCUUUACCUAAAGCGGAGGAUGAGGAGUAUAUGCUGCCGCUGUUGGCCCCACCCUCGGCUGAGGACGCUUCCGUGGAAAAGAUCUUCCAGCAAGCGUCAUACUACGCUCGCAGGGCAUCAUAUUCCGGACCGUCGAUGCUGCAAUCUCUUCGAAUGGGCCGCAAUGACACCGAGACACCAGAACGCCGCAAGUCCAUGCCGUUUAAGUAAGCAAACCGUUUUUGUCCGUGGCUUAGACGAAUGCACGACCGUAAGGGAUCUCUAUAGAGACUCAUUUGCAGCACCCCGUAAGCUAAAUAACUAACAACUCAAUUUCUCAAAAUUGACUAUUGACUUC
This is a messenger RNA of Phytophthora nicotianae INRA-310, 1479 nucleotides long. RefSeq lists its product as hypothetical. Gene Ontology annotation, biological process: magnesium ion transport. Bases 159 to 1352 code for a protein of 397 amino acids. Gene Ontology annotation, cellular component: membrane. Gene Ontology annotation, molecular function: magnesium ion transmembrane transporter activity. Lineage: Eukaryota; Oomycota; Peronosporomycetes; Peronosporales; Peronosporaceae. The record is from RefSeq and is a predicted model, not a curated record. The transcript has a single exon.